AUAUUAUGUGGUGUAAAACCUAUGUUGUACCCGCUUUAACUAUCCUUUUUAGAUACAAGAACUAGUAGGUAUACUUAUGCAUGUACAGAGGUGAAUGGACUAAAAUGCUGUAACUGCGGUGGUCCUCAUAGUGCAGCAUAUGGGGGAUGUGAGGUACAAAUUAAAGCAAGAGAAGUUCAAAAAUAUAAGGCGGAGAAUAGUCACUUAUGCUGAAGCAGUGAAGGUCUGUGGAAGUAAGGAGGACAGGAGGGAAGAGUGUGAGAAAUGGUGGCCAAGGGACAGAAGCGCAAACUCCACAGGGAGGACGAGGGAGGAGGAUCUGCGUGGGAAAGUCAGCUGCAGUCCGUGUUGGACAUCUCCAUGGAUAAGUUCCACCGUGACCAGGCUCUCGUGGAGCCCUGCUUAUUACGGUCAGUUCUGAUCAACAACACACUGCGGCAGGUUCAGUCUGAGGUCCGGGCGCAGGUCGAAUCACUGUCCGCUGUAAAAAUUCCCACAAAAUCAAAACCAGAGGCCGACUUCCCCCGAUUGUCUCCUCCAGCAGAGCAUAAUACACCUCUGUUCUCGCUGAAUGCUGAAAAUAUGGAUGACGAUUUCAUGGCCUGGACUUCAGAGGAGGAUUUCUCUUUAUCUUCAGCCAUUUCUUCCAUUCUCAAAGAUCUAGAUACAGCCAUCGAUGCCGGUCAAGGGCCUUGUGCAUCUCAACGGGCUCCGCUCAGCUCUGUAGAGAAUUUAACACCGUAUCCUCUGAGGACUGAAAGAACGUCUGACUUGGCAUCAUCCGUCAAAACGGAGCUGAUGUGUCCAGGUUGUCCUCAGGAUGUAGCUCUAGACAAACUUCUCCUAGACAUCGACACGGCUGUGUUUGAACCGGAGGUGAACCUUCUGCAAGGUUUCUCGGUCACAGCCGACGAUCUAGUGAAGUAUCUACCAUCCCUGUCCAAAUCCCCAUCAGCGUCGUCUUCCUCAUCUUUAGUCUCUCAUGCUCAGGCCACAUGGGAAAUCCAGGAGAUAGAGCAUGUUAUGGACAUCCUGAUGCGAACGUACCCGCAAAGCUGAUUUUGAUGAUAUCAUGUUCCUGAUGUUGAGGUUAUAAACCGUUUUUAUAGAGGUGUACUGAAGAAAUUUCCACUGAAUAGCAUGAGGGAUUGAAUGAGACUAACUGAUAAUGAUUUGCUACCUCAUGUUUACUAGCUUCUCGUGUUCAAAGUAGUUGAUCUCAAUGUCAGCUGAUGGUUAGCAGCAGUUUUUGUCAUCUUGCACAUCUCUUGUUCUGUUUAAAGAAAUGAUCUUGCGUGCAGAUUCAUUCAAAGUGUCAUUUAACAAAGUUCAGUGAUUGUUAUACACAAUUGUUUUGAAGUGACUCCUUACAACUGUGCCAUUUCUGUUUUUUAUUACUUUAUGAAAUGAUGUUUUUCUUUAAAAUAUGCACUUUCCGUUGAGUCAAAUCCUUAAAUUUAAUAUGGAUCCUUACAUAGUUUGCAGGUUACCAUUAGGAGUGUCCUUUUCAUAGACAAAAGUCAUUAAAAUAUGAGAUUGUGUAUAGUGUUGGUUUAAAGAUAUUAUAAUGUGCAGUAAAUGUUACUUGAGCAUUAUGAAUAUACUGAUGCUGUUUCAGCAGAUGAACAUGUAGAUGCCUAUGCAAAAUAUUUACUAUGUCAGUAUGAAAUUAUAAUGUGAAUAUUAAUCACUCUUUGUAUUCUAUUGUUAUACUUUAAAUAAAGUGGUACUUGGUGACAUCCAGUGGCCAAAUGAGGAAUUA
Sinocyclocheilus anshuiensis is the source of this 1762-nucleotide messenger RNA. RefSeq names its product SERTA domain containing 3 (gene sertad3). Bases 265 to 1059 code for a protein of 264 amino acids. The record is from RefSeq and is a predicted model, not a curated record. Gene Ontology annotation, molecular function: transcription regulator activity. NCBI's taxonomy places the organism in Eukaryota, Metazoa, Chordata, Actinopteri, Cypriniformes, Cyprinidae. The transcript is spliced from 2 exons. Gene Ontology annotation, cellular component: nucleus.